GAAGUGCAUGGAGGCUUCGGUUUUGGGGAGAGGAAUGGAGGAGGAACCUCGUUACUGGACUUUGCUAAGGCUUUUGGGUUGGUGAUUGCGAACUCUAGCUUUCCGAAGAGGGAGGAGCAUUUGGUUACUUUUCAGAACGCGGUGGCACAAACUCAGAUUGACUAUCUCCUCCUCAGGAGGUGUGACAGAGGGUUGUGCAAGGAUUGCAAGGUGAUACCAGGUGAGAUACUCAUGACGCGACAUAGGCUCUUGGUGAUGGACGUUGGUAUUAUGGUGAAGAAGAGGAAAAUGUGUGCUCGAGGAAGACCGAGAAUCAGGUGGGGAGCCUUAACUAAGGAUAAAGCCCAAGAAUUGGAGGGGAGGUUGUCGGCUAUGGGAGCUUGGAGAAGCAGUGGUAACGCGAGCACUAUGUGGUCAACGACAGCUGACUGUAUAAGAGAGGCUGCGAGAGAGGUGUUAGGGGUCUCGACGGGCGUCGCCGGAAAGCACAAAGGUGACUGGUGGUGGAAUGAAGUGGUACAAGGUAAAGUGGAAGCGAAGAAGGAGGCGUACUGGACGUUAGUGGGGAGCAUAGGUGAGGAGGAGAGGCGAGUGUGCAUGGAGAGGUAUAAGGUAGCUAGGAACAACGCGAAACUGGCAGUCAGAGAGGCUAAGACUGCGGCUUAUAGUCGUAUGUACGAGGAGCUAGGGGAAAAAGGCGGAGAGAAGAAGUUAUUUAGGCUGUCCAAGCUGAGAGAGAGGAAAGCUCGAGAUUUAGACCGAGUGAGAUGCAUCAAGGACGACGAUGGUAGAGUAUUGAUGGAAGAUUCCCAGAUUAAGAGGAGAUGACAGACUUACUUUCAAAAACUUCUUAACGAAGCAGAGGAUCGGGAUAUUGUGCUCGGUGGAUUGGAGUAUUCCGAGAGUCACAAUGACCUUGGGUACUGCAGGCGCAUCAAGGUUGAGGAGGUCGCGGGAGCUAUGAGUAAGAUGAGUAGGGGCAAAGCGACCUGGCCUGACGAGAUUCCGGUAGAAUUUUGGAAGUGUGUGGGGAAAGCAGGUUUGGAGUGGUUGACUAGGUUGUUGAAUGUUAUUUUUAAGGCGAAGAGGAUGCCGGAAGAGUGGAGGUGGAAUACGGUGGUCCCACUGUAUAAGAACAAGGGUGAUAUUCAAAGCUGUAACAAUAUAGGGGUAUCAAAUUACUGAGUCAUACUAUGAAAAUAUGGGAGAGGGUGGUUGAAGCGAGGUUGAGGAUGACGGUGUCCGUUGACAACCAGUUUGGUUUCAUGCCAGGUCGUUCUACUACAGAAGCUAUACACCUUGUUAGGAGGUUGGUUGAACAGUAUAGGGAUAGGAAGAAAGACCUGAAUAUGGUGUUUAUUGACCUAGAAAAAGCGUAUGAUAAGGUUCCUAGAGAAGUUCUUUGGAGAAGCUUGAAGGCAAAAGGCGUGCCGGUUCCCUACAUUAUGGCGAUUAAGGACAUGUAUGAUGGGGCGAAGACUCGGGU
Molecule: messenger RNA, 1486 nt
Organism: Nicotiana attenuata
Lineage: Eukaryota; Viridiplantae; Streptophyta; Magnoliopsida; Solanales; Solanaceae
Biological process (GO): chromatin remodeling
Cellular component (GO): nucleus
Source: RefSeq, a predicted model, not a curated record